UCACCGUUUUUGUCGCUGCGUCAGAAUCGCAACGAUAGGAGAAUCUCUGUUUAGAAUGGAGUUAAAUGGGAGCCGGCCACACUGGCCGUCCUGCGACGACGGCAGCGAUUCGAACGCAACAUGUAGCGUUUUUCGGUCGCUGCGACGAAAACGCAGCUUAUGUUAUCAAAUGAAGGUGGCCACACUCGCCGUUCCUGUCGCAACUUGUCCCUCCCCACUCUUCUUACUUCCUAUACCAUUUCAGUCACCUCACUCUAUUUGUGACCUCUUUGACAAGUGUCUUCUUUGUUGUAAUAAUUCUAUUAGUUAAAAUGUUUGACACCGAACUAUUUAUUAACGAGGUGAGCAUCCGUCCUCCACUUUGGGAUCUUAAAUUAAAGGACUACAGUAACCGUGAUUUAAAAUCUAAGCUAUGGAUUGAGGUGGCCAGGAUAGUGCUUUCGAACUGGGAGCAGAUGACUAAUGAGGAAAAAAAUAAAGAAGUAAAGGAAUUGCAAAAAAAAUGGAGAUCACUACGAGAUUGUUUUGCGAGGGAGAUGAAAAACUUGAAAUUACCUAGUGGCAGUAGCCAAAAGAAGAAGAAAAAGUAUGUGUACUUCGAUCAACUGCUGUUCCUCACUGCGAACAACACUGACAGGAGGACAACCACCAAUGUUCCUGAUGAGCAACCCGACAUUGGAAACGAAAAUGCGGCUACUGAAGAAAACAACGAAGAUUUGACUGAGGUAGUUGCUUCAGAACCAGCAACACCUAACCAAGUAGCGCCCAACCAAGCAGCGCCUAACCGUAUCAACAAAAAAUAUCGACAGACUCCCUUUGAAAUGGCCGUACUUAAACAUUUGACAAAUGCAAGCAAGCCAACGGAUGAAGAAGAAGAAGCUGAUAAGCACUUUCUACUAUCCUUUUUGCCUAUGUUAAAAAAACCUUCCUGUUGA
Molecule: messenger RNA, 935 nt
Organism: Homalodisca vitripennis (glassy-winged sharpshooter)
Lineage: Eukaryota; Metazoa; Arthropoda; Insecta; Hemiptera; Cicadellidae
Exons: 3
Coding region: 312-935 (207 amino acids)
Biological process (GO): regulation of transcription by RNA polymerase II
Cellular component (GO): nucleus; transcription regulator complex
Source: RefSeq, a predicted model, not a curated record